This is a messenger RNA of Neolamprologus brichardi, 5459 nucleotides long. RefSeq names its product TBC1 domain family member 20. Gene Ontology annotation, molecular function: GTPase activator activity. NCBI's taxonomy places the organism in Eukaryota, Metazoa, Chordata, Actinopteri, Cichliformes, Cichlidae. The record is from RefSeq and is a predicted model, not a curated record. Gene Ontology annotation, biological process: positive regulation of GTPase activity; endoplasmic reticulum to Golgi vesicle-mediated transport. Gene Ontology annotation, cellular component: endoplasmic reticulum membrane.
AAGUAGCGACAGCUGUUGAGGGAAGCUUCGUCACUAGGACAGUCUGCUUUUAGAGGGAAUGAAAAGACUCAAGAGGAAGAAACAGAACGGCGGAGUUGUGGUGAAUGGGAAUGGAUCUUUCACAAGAGAGCCAGGUUGUGGUAGGAAGCAGAAGCUGGCCGAGAUCCAUCAGGCUUUGAUCAGUGAUCCAGUGGACAUUGAGACCUUGAGGAGAGCGGCAGUCAGUAAAGGAGGACUGCUCACUGAUGAGCUAAGGAGAAAAGUAUGGCCCAAACUACUGAACAUAAAUGUCUAUGAGCUACCACAUAAACCUGGUCGAGAUGUGAGGGAGAACCACAAAGACUACAACCAAGUAGUCCUUGAUGUCAGGAGGUCGAUGAAGCGUUUUCCGAAAGGUAUGCCAGCCACGGAGAGAGCAGUGCUUCAGGAGCAGCUCAUCGACAUCAUACUGGAGGUUUUGAAGCGUAACACUCAGCUGCACUACUACCAAGGCUACCAUGAUGUGGCCGUCACUCUGCUGCUGGUAGUUGGGGAACGAAUGGCCAUUGCCUUGUUGGACACACUGUCUAAUUAUCACCUCAGGGACUUCAUGGAUCCUACCAUGGACAGCACCAAACACAUUUUAAACUAUCUGAUGCCUAUUUUGGAGCAGGUUGAUUUGGAACUGCAUAACUUCAUGAUCAGAGCGGAGGUUGGAACCAUCUUUGCACUUUCCUGGCUCAUCACAUGGUACGGCCAUGUUCUCUCAGAGUUCAAGCAUACCCUGAGACUGUACGACUUCUUCCUGGCCUCACAUCCCCUGAUGCCCAUCUACCUUGCUGCUACGAUUGUGUUGCACAGAGAAAAGGAGGUGAAGCAGACAGAGUGUGACAUGGCCAUGGUCCACCACCUCCUCUCUCGUAUCCCCCAGGAUCUCCCAUACGAGCUUCUGAUUGGCCAGGCACAGGACCUGUUCGAGAAGUACCCUCCAUCAUUACUGGCCAAGCGGGCAGCACUGCAGUCUCGCAAGAGCCGGUCCAUCAGCACCUUCCAGGCAUUUCAGCUCUCCACCUUCCACCAGAGGCCGGACUCUGUUCUCCAGCGUCUCACAAAGGCCCAGGGCUCCACCACCUCCAGACACGGCCUGGAAGCUGCGUUGCCCGGGGACCAAGGCCAGCUCUGGAGGAGGGGAAACAGGAUGGUGAAGAUGGCAGUGUGGGGGCUGUCCGCGACACUCGGGGCAGCCGUGUUCGCUGUGGCUCAGACCGCCAUGGACUGGGGACCUGAGGCAUUACUUCAACUGUUCUGACGUGGCGGUGGUGGGAAUACAGACUAUUCAGCAAGAACACUGACACAUGCAGUAUAGGUGCACAUUUUUAAAAACUUGAAGCUUAUCUUGAGAUGGUGAAGAAAAUGAGGAGGAACAAUAUUGGUGCCAAACAGGUUGUUGCCACUAAACCACGUUGAACAAGCAUGCUGCUUGUUUUCUAUAAUUCAGCCUCAGGAUUCUUGUACACGUGUGUGUGUGUGUGUGUGAGCAGGACAACUGAAGUAGAAAGCCAAACCGGUGACAAAGAGAUGAAGGUCACAAAGGGGUGCAACGCAAAAGGGUUAGUUGUCAUUUUGUGGCUCUUACAGUCUGGGUGACUUGCUCUUAUAUAGGAGGGGAUUAUGCAUGUCCCCCUGUCAGCGGCCCUUUACAUAAGGAUCCGUCCGUGCACGUGAAACACUAACACAUUUUUGCUGUUUCAGGCUAGCUGCUAUCUAUUUCUUGUCAGCUGAUUAUUUUGCUGAUACUUGUUUUUAGUUCGUCCUGCCCGGUUUGUGUAUUUCUGUUAAAGUUGCUUUUUAGAUCAGCAGCAAUAUCUGAGAGCCAAAAGUGCCCAAAGCCAGCACAGUGACACAUGAGUACAAAUUAUUAAAGAGCAGCGUUUUCUGCUAAAAGCUUCUAGUUACUAGCAAAGAAGGGAAGUGAAAGAGAAAGAUGGAGCGAUGGAGGUGGAGAUUUUGCUUGUGAGCCUUGUAUUAAUUGCUUUACUCCAGGUGGCAGCCAGUUAAAUUCACAGUAGAGCGUGACACACCAAAUGAGCUUUUGCGCUAUCAAAAUAUGAACGUUGCACUCAGUAACAAGGGUCGCUUUAUGCAAGCAGUAAUACUUUUUGGAAAAUCAUUUAGCAGGAGGUAUUGAAACAGUUUUUUAUGUUUUCAGUUGCAGCUUUGCUGCUGCUUGCUGCCUACCGCGCUGAGUGAAUAUGGGGAAGAAACCAGUACUUUUACAUUCCUAAAAUAUUUAGCAGGUUUGCGCUGACAUCCACCCCGAACAGCCAUCACUAGAGCAAAAGUACCUCAUCUUCAUCUUUUGCUUUCUGCAGCUUAAAAAUGACUGUUUAGCUUUAAUCAGUGGACAAUUUGAACAAUUUCUGUAACUCAAAGAUUUUUAUUUAAAUAUAUUUGUUUGUGUUAGUGGAAGUCGUUGCAUCUCCCCGAAUAACAUCACACAUACUUAGAUGCUGUUAAUGCCAAAGCUAAUCACAGAGUUUCAUAACCUGAAAAGCGAAUAUUAAUAAUAGAGGCCGUUUCCACCUGAGGUACACGCGUGGGUGUGUGAGGGGUUUCCUUCCAAACAGCGAUGCAUGCUCUCUGUUAGACUUAAAUCAUGAAUAAUUACUCAGCUUUUACAAGCAUGUACCGAAGCUUCGGUUAACUCUGCUUCGCUGAAGUCACAACACUCCCCAACCACCCAGCCUAUCCCCGCUGCUUCCUCUGUCAUCAGAUAUGAAUGUAUCACAUGUUUGCACAGCUCGCCGUGCAGUCUGCCCUGUUGAUUUCUUCUGCGUGUGAAGUCAGCCGUGCACAAUCAGUUGUGUUUACAGUUUCACUGUAGUAAAUUAGAGCUUCUGGGCCCCAAGCAUUCAUCACGGUGAAAAUAAGUUAAUCAUUAUAUAUAAGAAUAAAUCAGAGAAAACUGUCAACUGGGUCUGCAAGUCAGUCGGUAAUCCUGUGCUGGUUGUUCAAAUAGCCUUAGCUGUACGUUUGAUUGUCCAGUAUAAAUGCAUUAAAUGUGCACUUGUGCAAAAAGCGAGAAAUGGAAAAUGUUAGCUUUAGUUGCAGGCCAGUUUUGUUUAUUUUAAGAAUGUUUGGGUUGUCUGUGUUUUUAUCUAUUAAUGUUUUGUUUCUCUCUGUGCCUCAUUAACAGUCAAAUUGUUUAUUUUACGAGCAACAAUCUGAUUGGCUAUUUAUUUAGAUAUGAUAUUAAAUAAUGACAUGGUUGUAUGAAUAUGUGUUUAAUAUAACCAAAUAAGAGGAAUGGCUUAAAUGGUUAAUAAGGGUUUGCGGUUUACAGCAGUUUGGAUUUAUAUCUGUGCAGGUCAUAGUGACUUAGAUUUAAAAGCUGCUUUGUGUCAGUUAUCAUGAGUCAGUUUAGAAGUGAAAGGAAUGAACUGACAUUUUGCUUCCUCGCUGAGAGUUUGAUGAAGAUACUUCUUUGGACAACUGUAGGCAGCUUAGCAUGAAGACUGGAAACGAGAUCGAUUUCUGGCUCCAUCUGAAAUCUGCCCACCUGCACCUCUGGAACUCACACAAAACAUGUUGUUUGCUUAAUUCGUUUCUACAAGUUGUAAUUCAUUGAAGGUUAGAAGUGUUCACCGAGGCACCAUAGGAAGUCACCGUGCUUGGACAGAAAUGAGAGUGCUCUCUGUGUUCACAUAGAGAAAUACACCAUAUGGACUUAAGUAGACUGCCAGCUAUACUUUACACCCACAGGAGCUGCUCAUCCUUAAAAACCCAUGAGGUGAAGCUCCCGGUGCAUUUUUCUGCCGAGGUUAACCCUGUAAAGCCUGAACCAUGCCAGGAAAUCGAGAAAUAUUGCAGGCCUCCAUCUAAUUCAGUGAGCUUUUGUUGAGCAGUGCAUUUUUCACAAAUGUUUGCAAAGGCAGUCUGCAUGGCUAGGUGCUCGCUGUUAUACCCAAUGCGGCUGAAAACAUCUUGAAUUAAAAAAUUUAGAUGUGUGGUUCAAUACUUUAGUCCAUAUAGUGUAACUUUAUACUUUUCAGAGUAAUAUAUAGAAAAGGAACAUUUACUGUUGACCUAAAUGCAGUAAUGUCUGUUACCACUGGCUGUACUUUUAAAGUGGUUGUGUGUAGCUGUGUGUCUAUGAUGCUUUGACACAUGAUUUAUAUAAAUCAGUUGUAUUCAGAAAAUAUUUUUUGGUUUUUGCUUAUUCAUAAAGUGCUGCUUGGUUUUAAUAUGCUGAGAAAAACACUUUGACGAUUGUGUUUGACGUUACUGUGUGGUUCUAUUUUGUGCCAUGUAAACACACAUACACACAUGAACACACAAGGUGAGUGGUAGUGCUGCCAGAUCCUAAUGAGGAUUUAAUUCUUGCCCCUGGCUUUUGGCGUGCUAAGAUACUUUCUCCUUGUCUUUUUUUUUUUUUUUUUUCCUUGCAAUCAUGUUAAACUUCAAAAACACCCACACCAACACCUGCCCAGUCUCAGUUUGGCACAUGCCUUAAAAAAUGAUUGAAGCCUGUUUCUGGGUCUGAGUGAGAUCAGUCAAAAGAAAGACGAAGGAGGUUUCAGGCUCAUUUAAAUUCAUAAAUAAACACCAUUAAAUACUUUCAUUUCAAGAGAAGCAAACAGAAAAUAGAACCCUCGCAGUAAAUUAAUUUCAUGUAGUGCAUACACUUACUUUAUUGAUCAGCUUUCUUGAACAGUUCACAAUUUUAUUUAUUUAUUUAUUUGCCUUUUAUUUUAUUGCUUUUCAGUUGCAGUGUCUUGUUUUUCUUGCAUUUCCCUUGAGAUCACAACUGAGACCUGCAUGCAUUUUGAAGCUGUUUUUCACUCCACCUAGUAGUAGCUAAACAAAAUCCCUCUGAAAGUUCAUUCCAAGAACCAAUCUGGCCAGAUAUGAUUAGUUUCUAUGUUGAUUAUGAAAACAAGUGAAAAUCAAUGCAGGACAAACACCUCGGCAACAGAAAAAUAACAGAAAAAUCAAGAAACUCUUUUUCAUGCCAGAUUAUGAAUUAAGUGUCUUGUUAUAAAAAAAAAACAAAACUUUAAGCUUCCAGUGAAUUUAUGACUGUUCGCUUCUCUCUCUGAGGUCUGCAAAUGUCCUGAAAAAGAUGCUUUAGCUGUAUGUUAACACAUAGAGUUCAUGAGCAUUUUAAUGCACAUUUCUGAUGAUUGUUACAAACUAUCUUUGAACAAUUCGUUUACUUUGUACUGAUCUGUGGUUCACAUAUAAAUAGAGCAGAGCAGUGAAUAAAUGACAAAGAUAAAAUAUUUAGAGCACCAAAGUGAAAGUUUAUUCGUGCUCUGGAAGAAAGUGACAAAAAACUUCUAUCAGGCGUUUGUCAGAGUUUACAGAGAACGAGGAGCACUUUGUUGCUAUUGUUACUGUCUUUCUGAAAAGCUCUUGGUCAUUGCAUAAGAUUGUGACAUUGCUAUGAACAAAAUAAAGAAGUUCAAUUACUUUCUGAA